UGUCUUAAGAUAAGUAUUGUUGUUUCUUUGUGAAGUGACCCGCUUAUUUAAAUCCUCUUCAUACCAAUUGUUAACAAAAGGUCUAUUCAUUUAUUUAGACAUAAAGUUUCGAUGUGAUGCAGAAGUGCAAAAGUUUGCCAGUUCGUCUGUAACGGGAAAUGGAAAGGUGACUCAGACCAGAUGAAGCCUCAUGUGAGAUGAUCAGGAUGAAGUCCACACGGAGCUUCACGUUUUUAAUUUGUUCCAUCAUGGUGCUGAUAUUCCUGUACUAUUCGUCUGGCAGACUGCACUUACGGAGCCCAGUCCAGAAAUCUCAGGCUGAUUUGGAUAGGUUACUCUCCGCGGGACGUGUAGUAGCUUCAGAAUACGACAAGCAGGGAUUCCUUACCAAGCAUGACAAAAAACUGCCUCUGGAGCUGCAGUAUAAAUAUGGUAAUCUCAGUAAAGGCGAGUGUAAACCUGGUUACGCAGAGGCCAAGAUGACUUCAAUCUAUCCAAAGUUUUCAAAACCAGCCCCCAUGUUCCUCGAUCCAAAUUUCAAGAGGCUAUCAAAUAUCAGCAGUUACUUGCCUCCGUUUGGAGUAAGAACACAAGAAAAUAUCAUUGAUCAUAUUUUACAAGCUACAAAGAGAUAUUCACUAGGUUCAGAACUGGACAGUAUAAGUUGUAAGAAGUGUAUUAUUAUUGGCAACGGAGGCAUUCUGUUCAACAAGUCCCUGGGCUCCCAAAUCGAUCAAUAUGAUGUUGUUGUACGACUGAACGAGGCUCCAGUGGCCGGGUUCGAGAAGGACGUCGGCUCGAAGACCACCAUGCGUAUCACGUACCCUGAAGGAGCAAUCCAGAAACCUGAGCGCUACGAGAAGAGCUCGCUUUUUGUCUUAUCUGCCUUUAAACUCGUGGACUUCAAAUGGCUGCGUCUCAUGGUGUUCAAAGAAAAACUGCGGAGUAUGGAGGGAUUCUGGAAGUCCGUGGCACGUGUCGUUCCAAGAGAGCCAGAAGAUAUACGGAUCCUGAACCCGUAUUUCAUCCAGGAAGCAGCCUUCAAAUUCAUCGGCCUUCCACACAACAAUGGCUUCAUGGGAAGAGGGAAUAUUCCUACAUUGGGGACUGUUGCGAUCACGAUGGCUCUCCAUAACUGUGAUGAGGUGGCGGUGGCCGGAUUCGGAUAUGACAUGAACACACCUCACGCACCUCUGCACUACUAUGAGAAGCUCAUGAUGUCUGCAAUCAAAGAGUCAUGGACACACAACAUAUCCAAAGAGAAAGAGUUUCUCCAAAAGCUGGUGAAGGUGGGCGUUAUUCAGGACCUGACCAAUGGGAUCUGACGUCACGUCCACGUCAUGCAGCGGAUAGAUAGUAUUCACCAUAUCACUGGUGACCGGCAUCCCAGCCGAUGGACUCGCACUAACACGAGCCGUCAAACGCCUAAAGAUGUAUGAGCCAAUCACAUGAUGCAGCCGGAGGAAGUGACCUCACCUCAUAUGCUGGAAGGUGUCCAUGGCAACCUCACCUCAAACAUGGUAAUGCUUGUUAUAAGAUGUCACGAAGGCGAGAAAGAGUCCGUUCCUGUGUGCCAUGACGCCCGACAGAGACUGGAAACUUGCUGCUUUCUCCUGCUUUUUUACUCCAUUGUAUUCAGUAUUUAUUAGACAGUAUUUUAAUCACCGUCAUUAAGAUGCUUUAUUUUUUAAGAUGAGUCAGCUUGAAUGCUUUAUUACUGUUCUCUUCAAUCUCAGGCUAUGCACAAGAGCACACAACAAAUGAUUGUCACUGUUAAUUUUCUUCUGCUCUUCUGACGUGUGCCAUUAAAACCAAUCAGCAUCCGCUUGUUUCCUGCGCCUUGCACAUGUAUAUCCCUCUCUGUGUAUAACCAGAUCAAGAGACAAGACGGAUUAAAGUAUUAUCAAGAUUUCUACAUGGUCUGAAAUGGGCUUUUCAUUUGAACUGUCAAUUGAUGUGUAAGGGGCCGUUCACACAGAACGCGUAUUUUCAUUUAAAUGCGCUACUUUUCCAUUGUUUUUCAAUGUAAACGCGCUAGAUGGACAUGAAUGGCCGUCUCGCACAUGAGCGCCAUGUUUUUAAGACGCUGUGUAAAUUUCAAAGAAUUUAAACUUUUACAUGCAGUGCCGCUCAUCAAUGUCAGUUCCAAAACAGGGGACCAAUCAGAAGACCCUGGAGGCGGGGCAAGCGUUGCAAGCUUUUGUUUACAGUAGCAAGUUGGCUUGGAAACUGUUGUAUUUGAUGGCAACAUGGCGGAAGAGGCGUUCUGCACUGCACUUUUUUUAAAAACCGUUCCUGAGCGCUGCGUCUCGCGUUUUAUAUGCAUUCUGUGUGAACGGCCCCCUAAUAAUGCAUAAGAAUUGUAUGUUAUAGUAGACCUUCAGUGAGUGCUGUGUUAGUAGCAAAUUACAUUUGUUGGUACCAAUACAAGUCAAAUUACAUGAUGCUCUAUACCAUUGUUGAUACC
This is a messenger RNA of Sinocyclocheilus grahami, 2467 nucleotides long. Its product is annotated as CMP-N-acetylneuraminate-beta-1,4-galactoside alpha-2,3-sialyltransferase-like. The transcript has 12 exons. The record is from RefSeq and is a predicted model, not a curated record. The coding region runs from base 198 to 1325 and encodes 375 amino acids. NCBI's taxonomy places the organism in Eukaryota, Metazoa, Chordata, Actinopteri, Cypriniformes, Cyprinidae. Gene Ontology annotation, molecular function: sialyltransferase activity.